ACGCAAACUGUUCAGUAAAUCUGACUGACGGAACCGAACAUGCAUAGUAGUAGAAACAUUAGCGAACAGCUGAUACAAUGGCGCCACUGGACCUGGAUAAAUACGCGGAGAUUGCCAAGCAGUGUAAAUAUUUACCUGAAAACGACCUCAAGAGGUUAUGUGAUUAUGUAUGUGACCUAUUGCUGGAGGAAUCCAAUGUCCAGCCUGUGUCCACCCCUGUGACUGUGUGUGGAGAUAUACAUGGACAGUUUUAUGAUCUGUGUGAACUCUUCAGAACCGGAGGACAGGUCCCAGACACAAACUAUAUUUUCAUGGGUGACUUUGUUGACCGGGGAUAUUACAGCUUGGAGACAUUCACAUACCUGCUGGUGUUAAAAGCCAAAUGGCCUGACCGCAUCACGCUUUUAAGAGGAAACCACGAAAGCAGACAAAUAACCCAAGUAUAUGGCUUUUAUGAUGAAUGCCAAACCAAAUAUGGAAAUGCCAAUGCCUGGCGCUACUGUACCAAAGUGUUUGAUAUGUUAACAGUUGCAGCGCUGAUGGAUGAGCAGAUUCUGUGUGUUCAUGGGGGCCUCUCCCCAGACAUAAAGACCCUGGACCAAAUCAGAACCAUUGAGCGGAACCAGGAGAUCCCCCACAAGGGAGCAUUCUGUGACCUUGUCUGGUCAGACCCCGAGGACGUCGACACCUGGGCCAUCAGCCCCAGGGGAGCUGGGUGGCUGUUUGGUGCAAAGGUCACCAAUGAGUUUGUUCACAUCAACAACUUGACGUUGAUCUGUCGGGCACAUCAACUAGUCCAUGAAGGUUACAAGUUCAUGUUUGAUGAGAAGCUGGUCACAGUCUGGUCAGCUCCUAACUACUGCUAUCGCUGUGGCAACAUUGCCUCCAUCAUGGUCUUCAAAGACGCCAAUACAAGGGAGCCCAAACUGUUCCGGGCGGUGCCCGACUCGGAGAGAGUCAUUCCACCCAGAACAACGACACCAUAUUUCCUGUAAACACUGCACUAACUAUCAUCAUCUUUGGCCGCACUGUUAUCAAGCACCACAUUUGUAAUGCAUCACAUACAGUGGAGCGACAACAACUCCCGUUGAAGUGACACUACUGAUUAUGUCAUUCAUAUUUUACCAGUGGAGGCUGCUGAGGGGAGGACGGCUCAUAAGAAUGGCUGGAAUGGAGCCAAUGGAAUGGUGUCAACCACAUGGAAACCACAUGUUUGAUACCAUUCCAUUGACUCCAUUCCAGCCAUUCUUAUGAGCCAUCGUCCCAUCAGUAGCCUCCACUGUAUUUUACUGUAGGCUACAGCACUGUGUGUUUUUGUGUCUGCUGUAGCUCUGUGUGCCAACACGUGUGUUCACACAGAAGUACUCUAUCAAGUAAUGCCACUACUCUGUUUCAAAUGUUUUAGGUGAUAGCAGUGUCAAUAUUUAAUGUUUUUAUCAAACACAUGUUAGAUUUAAUGAAUCAUGGUAGAUUACAAUAAGAACACGUGAAGUGAAACAGGAACACUUAUUUUAGCCACUUUACAGGGAGAGGUCACCGUUUCAGUUUGACUUCGGUCUUUUUGCAACCUAUUAGGAAUAUACUGUAGAAGAUGUUAUUUGUCAGAUGUUAGUUUUUAUUUUUGUAAUGUAUAUUUAUUGAAUUUCAUGCAUCGUGUAGAUAUAUAUACAGUAUAAAGCACUCAAAUUAGAAAUAUGUUUAAAUGAGAAUUUACUCAUGCACUUGACUUAGUUGUCUUAUGUAGUCUUAUAAUAAAGCUAUAAGCCUGAUAA
This is a messenger RNA of Salvelinus fontinalis (brook trout), 1772 nucleotides long. RefSeq names its product serine/threonine-protein phosphatase 6 catalytic subunit-like. The coding region runs from base 78 to 995 and encodes 305 amino acids. Gene Ontology annotation, molecular function: protein serine/threonine phosphatase activity. Lineage: Eukaryota; Metazoa; Chordata; Actinopteri; Salmoniformes; Salmonidae. Gene Ontology annotation, biological process: peptidyl-serine dephosphorylation; G1/S transition of mitotic cell cycle. The transcript is spliced from 7 exons. The record is from RefSeq and is a predicted model, not a curated record. Gene Ontology annotation, cellular component: cytoplasm.